GGAAACAGGUUUGAAAAUGAUAUUGUGGUUUUUCCGAUAAGAGCAUUUAUAAAUGGCUAUGACAAUGACAGCGCCGGACUCAAAAUCAUUGAUACUUAGCUCUCCCUUCCCAACAAAUGAAACCAAACGCUUACUAUCACCAUAGUUUAGUUCAUCCUUCACAUCGCACUUCGCUAACUUUGUUGAAGCUGAAAGGUAAGGAUCAUCCGAGUUUCGAGAUCUUCAACAAUGGGGAAAAAGCGUGCGAUGACGCCGGCGGAGGAUGUUGACUUGUCCUCCAUCAAGUACGAACGAGAGGUUGUGCAAGCUCCACAUUUGACUGGAUUUGUAUUUAGAUUCUUUGUGAGGAUACUCGAAGCUCCGCUGAUAGGCCCUAUCAUAAUAAAUUAUUUGAAGAAACAAAAUAAAAUUAACCAGUUAUUGCAGUACACUGUGAUACCCGAGGAACCCAUGUUCAAACCUGAAUAUCCACCUCAAGAAAUGGAGCCCGAUGUUGUUGUCCUUGAGGAAGAUGGGAUACCCGAAGAUAGAGUUGAGUCUGCUUUGAAGUGUCUUCCACGUUAUGAUGUGGCUGAAUUAUGGGAAAAUUCAUCUGCAUCCUUUCGGUACUGGAAAAUACGUGACUAUGCUUAUGCUUAUCGGUCUAGAGAAGUAACCCCAUCAUUGGUUGCUGAGCACAUCAUCUCAGUUAUAGAGGAGAAUGCAAAAAAUAAGCCUCCUGCACCACUAUUGAUAUCCUUUGAUGCUGCAGAAGUCCGGAAGCAGGCAGCAGCAUCUACUCAGAGGUUUGAAGCAGGAAAUCCAUUAUCGGUAUUGGAUGGAAUUUUCAUGGCCAUCAAAGAUGACAUAGAUUGUUAUCCUCAUCCAUCUAACGGUGCAACUACAUGGAUGCACGAGGUACGCACUGUAAAGAAGGAUGCAGUCUGUGUUUCAAGAUUGCGUAGCUGUGGUGUCAUAUUCAUAGGAAAGGCAAAUAUGCAUGAGUUAGGCAUGGGUACAACAGGAAAUAAUUCUAAUUACGGAACUACAAGAAAUCCUCAUGCCCCUGAUAGGUAUACUGGUGGAUCUUCUUCCGGUCCAGCUGCAAUUGUUGCUUCUGGAAUAUGUUCUGCUGCAUUGGGAACUGAUGGUGGAGGUUCAAUCCGUAUUCCUUCUUCCCUUUGUGGUGUGGUGGGAUUGAAAACAACUUAUGGUCGGACAAGCAUGGAGGGGUCAUUAUGUGAUUCUGGGACUGUGGAAAUUAUUGGACCCAUUGCUUCAACGGUGGAGGAUGUCAUGCUAGUGUAUGCAGCAAUGUUGGGUACAUCACCUGCAAGUAAAAUCAGUUUGAGACCGUCACCACCUUGUUUGCCAACUCUGUCAUCCAACGAGGAUUCAAAUGUCUUGGGAUCUUUAAGAAUAGGAAAGUAUACCCCGUGGUUUAAUGAUGUGCAUUCAACUGAAGUAUCCGAUAAAUGUGAAGAUGCUCUUAAUCUGCUGUCAAAGGCAUAUGGUUGUGAAAUGAUAGAAAUUGUUAUACCAGAGCUUAUUGAGAUGCGAACGGCCCAUGUUGUUUCCAUUGGCUCUGAAUGCAUGUGUUCACUGAAUCCUGAUUGUGAAGACGGGAAAGGUGUAAAAUUGACAUAUGAUACUCGUACAAGUUUGGCACUUUUCCGGUCAUUUACAGCAGCAGAUUAUGUUGCAGCCCAAUGUAUUAGACGGAGGAAUAUGUAUUACCACAUGGAGAUUUUCAAGAAAGUGGAUGUCAUAGUAACUCCAACAACUGGCAUGACAGCACCCAAAAUUCCUCCUAGUGCUCUUAAAAGUGGUGAAACAGAUAUGCAGACUACAGCUAACCUUAUGCAGUUCGUUGUUCCAGCAAAUCUUCUGGGAUUCCCUGCCAUUUCUGUCCCGGUCGGCUACGAUAAAGAAGGACUUCCAAUAGGUUUGCAGAUAAUGGGUCGACCAUGGGCGGAAGCUACUAUUCUGCGUAUAGCCUCUGCAGUGGAGAAACUCUGCGGUGAGUCGAAGAAAAGGCCCGCGUCAUACUAUGACGUUCUGAAGGCUAAAUGAAGCUCAGAUGUUUUGGCUGGUUACGGUUUAUAAAUGACCGGAGACUUGCUGGUUAUUAUUUGGUAAUCGCUAUCCAUUUAGAAAAUGCUCUGGAUGCUUUCAUCCUCGGGCUAUCUUAUUUCUCCAAAGGAUUUAUAAUUUGACAAGUUCUUAGGAAAUAAUUUCUGCACACAUGUUUAGAUAAUAACGGGUGAAGGUAACGUGCAGAUUGUCAAGAUGUAGAAGAAUAUCUGUGCAAGAAAUAGAAUGUUCAGCAUUGCUCUUAAAGAUUAUAAUUCUUUGUUAUCGGAUUUGUAUUUCAUAUUUACCACAUUGUUGUUCGUUAAGUGAUAUACUGAGCAAUUAUAUAUUCCGUGUUUAAAUUUAACCUAGGGUCAGUCUUUAUGACCAUAAAUAAA
Cajanus cajan (pigeon pea) is the source of this 2450-nucleotide messenger RNA. RefSeq names its product fatty acid amide hydrolase (gene FAAH). Gene Ontology annotation, molecular function: N-(long-chain-acyl)ethanolamine deacylase activity. Gene Ontology annotation, cellular component: membrane. NCBI's taxonomy places the organism in Eukaryota, Viridiplantae, Streptophyta, Magnoliopsida, Fabales, Fabaceae. The record is from RefSeq and is a predicted model, not a curated record. Gene Ontology annotation, biological process: N-acylethanolamine metabolic process.